AUGGUCUCCCUUCAACCCCGCCUCGAGAAGCUCCGCGCCGGUGUCCACCAGCUCGUCGUGGACGGCAAACCGUUCAUGAUGCGCGCCGGCGAGCUCAACAACUCGUCCAUGAGCUCGGCAAGCUUUAUGCGCACAGUGUGGCCCGAGAUGCAGCGCGCCAACGUCAACACAGUCCUCGGCGGCGUACCGUGGGACCAGAUCGAGCCGGUUGAGGGCCAGUUUGACUUUUCCGAGCUGGACCAGAUCAUUGUUGAUGCCCGCGCGCACGACAUUCGCCUGGUGCUACUGUGGUUUGGUUCUUUCAAGAACGGAGCCUCGCAGUACCCGCCAGCGUGGGUCAAACUUGAUCCCAAACGCUUUCCUCGCCAAAAGGUCGGCGCCAUCCCCCAAACCGCCAACUACCUCUCUGUCUUUGACCCCAAGAAUCGCUCCCGGGAUGCUGACGCGAACGCGUUCAAGCGCCUGAUGGAGCAUGUCCGUGAGGUUGACGGCGCACACGGAACCGUGAUCAUGGUCCAGGUUGAGAACGAGACAGGUCUGCUGGGCGACUCGCGCGACCGGAGCGAACUCGCGAAUGCUGCGUUUGAGGCACCUGUGCCUGCAGACCUUGUUGAGUUGUUCGACAAGCAGUGGGAGACUAUGAACAGUACGAUCCGGACCACCUUCGCCGAGCAGCGGAAAGCUGGUUCCAUCAAGGCUACUUCCACAUGGGAAGAGGCAUUUGGCAAGAGCAAGUCCACCGACGAGCUGUUCAUGGCAUACCACUAUGCCAAGUACGUAGGCGCUGUUGCGGCUGCAGGAAAGGCCGCCUACCCGAUCCCGCACUACACCAACGCGUGGCUGCGCAACAUUCCGGAUGGUGCCGAGGUGGACGGGGCAACAGUCGUCGGCUUUGGCGGCAUUUUCCCGGGUGCGUACCCUUCCGGUGGCCCGGUCGAGACGGUGCUUGACAUCUGGAUGGAGUUUGCGCCGGCCAUCGACUUUUUCUCGCCUGACAUCUACAUGGAUGGAUACGACUCGACGUGUGCGUUGUACUCGCACCGUGGCCAGCCGCUGUUUAUCCCCGAGCAGCGACGGGACGAGUUUGGUGCAAUCCGGCUGUGGUCGGCCAUUGGGCGAUUCAACGCUCUGGGGACAUCUCCGUUCGCGAUCGACAGCGGCGAGACACCAUACACCGAGCAUUACCUUUUGCUCAAGCAGGCCGCACCGCACAUUCUCGACGCACGCGUCCAGGGCUAUCCCAUGGACGGCUUCCACUUUGACGCCUUUGCGCCCGGAAGCCCCGACCCGUCCCCCGCACGCACGCUGCAUUUUGGCGAAUGGGGCCUCCUGGUAGAGCGCGCCGAGGUUCACGGGCACCCGGCUGCGGCGUAUGGCAUCAUUAUCCAAACGGCUAGCAACAAGUUCUUCCUCAUCGGUGCGGGGUACCAGAUCAAGUUCUCGUCCAACCGGAAGGACGCAACGUACACUGGCCUACUCUCCUUUGACGAGAAGGAAGUGGACGACAGGGGCGAGCUGCGCACCGGUCGUCUCCUCAACGGCGACGAGACACAGCAGGGAAUGGCUGUCGUGAUGCCUAGCAAAGAGAUCGACUUUGGCGAUUUCUGGUUCAUCGCGAUGCAGGUGCCAGCGCGGACGCGUCUAGCCGAGUGCACGGUGUAUUCUCUAUACGAGUAG
This is a messenger RNA of Cutaneotrichosporon cavernicola, 1677 nucleotides long. RefSeq lists its product as uncharacterized. Gene Ontology annotation, molecular function: beta-galactosidase activity. Gene Ontology annotation, biological process: carbohydrate metabolic process. Gene Ontology annotation, cellular component: beta-galactosidase complex. The record is from RefSeq and is a predicted model, not a curated record. The transcript has 2 exons. NCBI's taxonomy places the organism in Eukaryota, Fungi, Basidiomycota, Tremellomycetes, Trichosporonales, Trichosporonaceae. The coding region runs from base 1 to 1677 and encodes 558 amino acids.